AUGUCGACGCAGCCGCUCCUAGGAGCCAUAUCGGGCCAGCCGGGCAAUAGAGAUGAAGACAGGGGCCAAUCAGGCAGCUUAGCGACCUUCCUUUCUAUCUUUCAUGGCGGCCUCGUCGCGCCAGACUCGACGACACUCGACUCGCUCCAGGCCAUCCUCAAUGAGCCCGACGACGCCCUCCGUGACGACCUCACGGAGCGCUGGCGCGACCACAAGCUCCAGGAGCUCAACUUUGUUGGCACAGUCGGCGCGCUCCUCGCCGCCUGCCUGAGUUCUACGGGUUCGUGGCCCGACGUCCUCGACAACGGACGCAAGCAGCCGUGGAGCAUCCGCGCGUGCUGGUACAUCGGCCUCGUGUUCGCGCUGUUCGCCGUUCUCACAGCGCUGCAGCAGAGCCUGCGGCUGCACCGCCUGAGCGCGCACCGCGAGGGACUCAUGAUCCGGAAGAGUAUGAUGGGCGGGAAGAGGGAUGGCGAGGUGAGGGUCAGAACUUGGCAGGUGUAUGCGUGGCAGGCGAGCUUGGUAUUUCUGGUGGCGGCUGUUAUUUGCUUGAUUGCGGGGAUUCUCGUGCUCGUGUGGGUGUCGACGGAGUUUGGGCCGGAUAAGAAGCCAGAGGAUGGCUGGUGGGACGACAGUGCCAAGGUAUUCUUUUCCCUCUCCAGCUUCCCUUGUUCAAGAGACUGA
Verticillium alfalfae VaMs.102 is the source of this 684-nucleotide messenger RNA. RefSeq lists its product as hypothetical. The record is from RefSeq and is a predicted model, not a curated record. Lineage: Eukaryota; Fungi; Ascomycota; Sordariomycetes; Glomerellales; Plectosphaerellaceae. The transcript has 2 exons. Bases 1 to 684 code for a protein of 227 amino acids.